AUUUAGAAUCGCGUGCAAUUGGUUUUCUAUGAUGACAACUCUUCCCAAACAACAUCAGGAACCAUGUCCAGAUCCCGGGAAACUUGUUCACAUGAAGCCUUGCUAUUAGAACCGUCAGCUUAUGCUAAAGAAGUUGGAUAUAGCUGGCCUAGUUCGGAUCGGAGAUUAGCUGCAACGACAAAGUCAGGGCGAAAUCCGUUGAUAAGAAAAGGCCAGAAAGUUGAAGAUGUAGAAAAGCUGAGCGAGGCUAUUGCCAAUAACCUCUCUGGCACAUUUCCAGGCCCGUUGAUUCUACCAGGAGAUGAGCUGGCAUUGGAUCCGAAAGACCCGCCACAAUCAUUUCGAUCUUGGCUUAACGAAGGACUGCGCAAGAAUCGAAAGUUGAAUAGGAAGUGUAAGACAUUAUAUGUUGCAAUCGCACCUGAGAUCACAUCCAGUGUGAGUUUCAUGAAGGCAGGACUGCAGCCAUCAGUCAGGAAGGGUAGUAGGGUAACAGCCACUAAAUCGUUGGAUCCUCCAUCACCAGAGGAUAUCAUAAAAUAUACGGGCGCUUUUUAUCAUGGGCUACUUGUUGAAGCAUUUCCAGGUAGUUUUCAAUUCGUGCCGUGGGACGAGUCGAAGAAAUCACGCAAAUCCGAUAGUGAUACUGGUUAUGUUGGCCUCCUUGCGGGCAAAAACAGUACUCGCAUCCGCUACAGACCAUCCCCUGACGGCGUUUUCAAGUAUCAGCUAAACCUCAACGAUCUUAUCGACGCUGCUAUCGAAAUGCUGACAGGAGAUGCGUAUUCUCUCCUUUUACUUGUCAACCAUGAUAUGUACGAGGACGAGGAUGAUGUCUUUUGCUGCGGUCGGGCCUACGGAGCUGAUCGCGUUGCUGUAGUCUCUACCGCCAGGUACCAUCCUGCCCUAGACGAUCACGCCAAUAUUGAUUUCGCGCAUAUGUGGCCGACGUCUCAUUGUAAAUCCUACGUCGAUCAACUCUGCGGAGAAGAGGGUCUCAGACAGGACACAGAAAUGGCUACACGGGUAGCAAAUACAUCUGGACCACUCCGGGCAGCGGUAGAAGCAAUAAGGGGGUUUGAGAACUCGGCUUUGGAGGAUCCAAGAGGCUUAUGGUUUUCAAGGAUUACAAGGACGGUGGUCCACGAGCUCGGGCACUGUCUCGGUUUCGCACAUUGCGUCUACUAUGCCUGUGCAAUGCAGAGUUCGUCGUGCAUGGCGGAGGAUCUCCGACAACCUCCUUAUCUAUGUCCCGUGUGUCUGGGCAAGGUAUCCCAUGCGAUUGCUUGUGAACUAGAAGGACGAGACGAAGCCGGCAAAUACGAAUAUGUAAAGGACAGGUAUAGAUCAAUAGCUGAUUUUUGCGAUUCGUGGAAGCAUGUUGGCUUAUUCGCUGGGUAUGGGGCUUGGCUCCGUGCAAGGCUCGAACAGCUAGACAUAACAUAAUAGAUAGGUAGGCAGGUAGAUUAUGAAGUCAUGGCUAGGUAGUAGUUUGGCACCAUUCUGCGAGGUAAUGCGAUGAGAGCUUAUGCAUAA
Annulohypoxylon maeteangense is the source of this 1536-nucleotide messenger RNA. RefSeq lists its product as uncharacterized. The record is from RefSeq and is a predicted model, not a curated record. The transcript has a single exon. Gene Ontology annotation, molecular function: metallopeptidase activity. Gene Ontology annotation, biological process: proteolysis. Lineage: Eukaryota; Fungi; Ascomycota; Sordariomycetes; Xylariales; Hypoxylaceae. Bases 64 to 1446 code for a protein of 460 amino acids.